AUGAGGACAGAUGGACGAUGGAUGGUGCCGGCACCUUCUCUACAGGUGCUGGGCUUUCGUGUUGGUUGUGGUUCUAGCACUCAGCCUCCCAGGGCUUUCCACCUCCCUGCUGCUGGAGCCAGCUUCACUGCCCAGCUCACGCCUGGAAUGAGCCCUGCCGUGACCCUGCCAUUUUCCUCCAUGGCCACCCAGCCACCCAGGUCCGGUGGCCCAGCAGGGUAUGACGGGCGCCAGCCCCAUUCCAACCAGGACUUCGAUUAUGACAGCAGAUCCCUGGAGUCUGAGGCACAGCCAGCCAGCGGCCCAUCCUCCAGUUACACCUAACCCUCAGCAUCCAGCAUCCAGGCCUCCAUCUUUGUGUCCACCCUGCCUUCCUCAUCCUCAACCUCCUAUAGCUUUGCCUCCACCCUGUUCUCAGGACUAAGCUACCCAAGCUGUGACAUGUCAGCAGCCCGUCCUUACGAUGCUCCACUGCUCCCCCCACAGUUGCAACCUCCACCACCUCCACUCCCAAAGCCUGAGGACUUGUCCCUGUGGGGUGGCUCAGGGAACAGCUCCAGUGUCACUUCUUCCAGCAGCUUCCUGAAGAAGCCACCGGUUCCCACCAGGCUGCUGAAACCCAAGGGUUGGCCCAGGCACCCCCCGCUUCACUACUGUGACAUCUGCAAGAUCAGCUGUGCUGGUGCCCAGAUGGAAAAACUGAGGUUGUAUGACACAGCUCUUUCAGGGCCUCGCGAGCCACGGCAGUGGCUGCAGACCCUUGAGGGGAAACUGGCACACAAGUCAGAGAGGCCAGGACAGCUGCCCACCCAAGGAGGCUCGGAGGCCUCUGGAAGGGGCUGUGACUCACAGCCAGUGGGCCCAGGCUACAUGCCCGGGCCCACACGCCGGCCGGAAUCCAGUGAUGACCGCCGCGUCUGGUGCAAGCACGCCCCCAUCUAGCCCACAGAGGAGGCGCUCCGGGCUGCCCAGAAGGCUGCUCACUCGGAGUGUGCCCUCAAGCUGGUGUUCGACACAGGGGCGGAGAAGGGCAGGGGCAGAGAGCAGGAGGGGGCUCAGAGGGACGGUAUCGGCCCCUCUGCUCGGAUCCUGAAAGGCGUGAUGCAGGUCGGCCUCCUGGCCAAAGGCCUCCUCCUUCAGGGAGACAGGACAGUGCAGCUAAUCCUGCUCUGCUCCCAGAAGCCCACCCGCCUGCUGCAGAGGGUCACGGAGCAGCUGCCCCGGCAGCUCCUGAUGGUAACGGAGGACAUAGAGGUCUCCUCUGGUCCUGAAGCCAACAUCAUCAUCUCAUCCUGUGAGGAGCCCAGAAUACGGGUCACUGUCUCUGUCACCUUGCCCCUAAUGCCGGAGGAUCCAUCUAUGGACAGAGGUGCAGCCAGGCCCUUCUGUCCAGCCCCCUCCCACACACCAGCCAGGAAGUGUCUCCAGUCGCUGGCCGCCCUCCACCAUGCGAAGUGGUUCCAGGCACGAGCUGGCGGCCCACAGCCCUGUGUAAUCGUCAUCAGGGUUUUUGGGGACCUCCAGCGUGUGCCAACCUGUGGGGCCCUGCCAGACUGGCGCUUGGCUUUCCCCCGAGCGGCUGGCAUCAGCCUGCGUGCCCAGGAGAGGCAGGUCACGGCAGGGGUAUCCCAGGGGCCCCUGGGCACCAGGAAGAGGCCUGCUCUGGAAGCCCUCCAGUGGGAGGGGAACUGGCCACGCGCUCUCCUCAAAGGCAGCGUCUCCUUCUCCAUCCUGCCUGGCCCAGGCCAUGAGCUGCUGGUGGAGAAGGCUCUGAGCAGUGCCCUGGGGCCCCUGAGCCCCGGGGACCCCGUGUGAGGGGUCCUGGAGUGUGUGGCCUCAGGGACACUCAUGACAGAUGGGCCUGGGCUCGGGGCCUGUGAGAGAGACCAGACGGACGCGCUCGAGUCCAUGACCCUCCAGCAGCGGGAAGACAUCACAGCCAGCGCCCAGCACGCCCUGGGCAUGUUGGCAUUUCAGCAGAUCCACAAGAUCCUGGGCAUGGGCCCCCUGCCACCACCCAGAAGCAGGCUGGGUUGCGCUCACUUCCGGAAGAGGCCUCCUGAGGCCUGUGAGGCUGAGGAAGGCCCGAGGAAGCAGGCCAGCUCAGCGGAGAGGGGCUGUGUGAUGGCCCCGCCUCCCCAGCAGGACCUGACCUGCCUCUGAGUGGCUGCUCCAUCCCCCACAUGGGACAGAUAUGUUCUCCUUUCCAGUUAUGUUCCAUGGGUUCCAUUUAAAACACUUGUGCUUUGAUCCUCUGAAAUCGCAUCACCCAGGGAUGAGAACUCUGGGAGGGGCACCACCCCAAGGUGUCCCCAAUGCUGCACAGAAGAUUUAGAAGGUGUAGUGCAGCCCAAGCUGGUUUGGCUCAGUGGAUAGAGCAUCGGCCUGUGGACCGAAGGGUCCCGGGUUCAAUUCCCGUAGAGGGCACGUACCUCAUUUACAGGCUCCUCUCGGGCCUGGGACCUGGUCAGGGCGUGUUCAAGAGGCAACCAAUCGAUGUGUUUCUCACACUGAUGUUUCUCUCUGUCUUUCCCUCUCUCUU
Myotis myotis is the source of this 2542-nucleotide messenger RNA. It is a transcript of the gene ZFR2, whose product is annotated as zinc finger RNA binding protein 2. NCBI's taxonomy places the organism in Eukaryota, Metazoa, Chordata, Mammalia, Chiroptera, Vespertilionidae. The record is from RefSeq and is a predicted model, not a curated record. Gene Ontology annotation, cellular component: precatalytic spliceosome. Gene Ontology annotation, molecular function: single-stranded RNA binding; double-stranded RNA binding.